This is a messenger RNA of Plodia interpunctella (Indianmeal moth), 1401 nucleotides long. It is a transcript of the gene Osi3, whose product is annotated as Osiris 3. NCBI's taxonomy places the organism in Eukaryota, Metazoa, Arthropoda, Insecta, Lepidoptera, Pyralidae. The coding region runs from base 121 to 783 and encodes 220 amino acids. The transcript is spliced from 5 exons. The record is from RefSeq and is a predicted model, not a curated record. Gene Ontology annotation, cellular component: membrane.
UUCUGCAUUUGCCGUAUAAAACUAAGUGCGCAACAACUUGCGCCGAUUUAAUCAAGAUUAAAAAUUAAUUUUAAUCAGUGCACUAAGUGCCAGUGAAGUGACAGACACUAAUCAAACAAAAUGAAGAACGCGUUUCUAUUCACCAUUUUGCUGUUUGGAAUCGUUAAGUCAAGUGAUAUUGAUAAUGAGACCAGACCAUCAGAAGAAUCUCUAAAACGCGAACUGAGCUACAAGUGCGCAGCGCGGGAGACGUCAUCAUGUAUCGCGUACGAGCUGGUGGGAUACGUGGACAGAAUGCUUCGGACGGCGGCCGUGCAGCUCAGCGAUGAUGUCAUGCUGGUUGAUGAGAGCAACGGAGCAGCAGCUGAGAUCGAAGUGAAGCCUGAAACUUUAGCGCGAGCGGGCACUACACUCGAAGACCAAGCUCAAUCAGUUAUCACGAAUAAACUGUGGCACUUCGCCACCACCAGGUCACUGAGGUACAGGCUCUUCGACAACGCCGACCUGGUCAUCGCUGGUAAGGAGGACAGCGAUGGAAGCCUUGGAGUUGGUGUUUCACUGAAAGCACCCAAAGCAAUCGAGACCGGUAGGGGCAGGAACAAGAACUUCGGCCCGUUCCUGGCUGCAGCAGCCCUCAAGUUCGGUCUCCUCGGAGCUCUUACCUUCAAAGGCCUCACUUUGAUGGUUGGAAAGGCCCUCCUCAUUUCCAAGAUUGCUCUCCUCCUCGCCACGAUUAUUGGAUUGAAGAAACUGUUCUCGCAUCAGGGCAACAGCGGCGCAUAAAAGGCUGAAGUUUUAAUAGGAAAUGAGAUGGAGUUUAACCCGGCUUAAACCCUAGUUAAUUUAACCUGUUACCCACCAAAACUAAUCAGGCUUUUCAAUGGUUAAAAAAUAGUAACGUGGAAAUGGAUUUUUGAAAUGGUCGAAUGAAACGGAUUUAAGAAGUAGUCAAAGAUUUAAAUGUAAUUUUUAUCACUUUUUAACAAAAAAAGUAAAUUGUUACCUUGAUGGUAUGUUUAAUUUGUAAAUUCGUUGUAUAAGGUAAAUACUAUGAUUGUUACUAUGACAACAUUAAAUAAUUAUUAAUACCUUAUACAAUUGGUAUAGAUAUUUUUUUUCGAAAAAGUGAUAAAGUUACAAAACAAGUCAACAAGAUACCAAAGCAAAGGAAAAAAAAACAUUAAAAAUAUUAAAAAAAAAAUGUUCUAGCUUCUUUAUUAAAUUUCAUUAAUUAGGUACAUAUUUAAUGUAAAUAGCACUAAUUUGUUUGUUGUUUUUGUACUAACUUGUACAAUAUAGCUGGUUUCGCAUUUAUACAAAUAACUUAGCCUUAUUAUAAUUUAAUAAUUUAUUAAUGUACUAACGCGUAUUUAUUACGGAUUAAAUGAAAUUAUGAUUAUA